Molecule: messenger RNA, 774 nt
Organism: Maniola jurtina (meadow brown)
Lineage: Eukaryota; Metazoa; Arthropoda; Insecta; Lepidoptera; Nymphalidae
Gene: p24-1
Product: transmembrane emp24 domain-containing protein 3
Exons: 4
Coding region: 93-725 (210 amino acids)
Biological process (GO): Golgi organization; intracellular protein transport; endoplasmic reticulum to Golgi vesicle-mediated transport
Cellular component (GO): endoplasmic reticulum-Golgi intermediate compartment; endoplasmic reticulum; COPII-coated ER to Golgi transport vesicle
Source: RefSeq, a predicted model, not a curated record
AAAUGUCAAUGUCAAGUAAUGUAAUAAAUUAUUUUAACGAAAAUAAUUAUUUUUGUCUAGAAUUCGUGUUUUAUUAAAUUUUAAAAACAAAAAUGUAUAUCGCACCACUCGUUUUUACAAUACUAGUCACUCUAAUUAGUGGUAUAUUUUCCAAAAGUGUAGAACUUACGUUCGAAUUGCCAGAUAGUGCCGUCGAAUGUUUUUAUCAGGAAAUUGAGCAAAAUACAUCUGCCUCGUUGGAAUAUCAGGUUAUAACUGGAGGCCAGUAUGAUGUGGAUCUAAAAGUUGAAGGCCCAAACAAACAGAUAAUAUAUCAGCAACAGAAAAUGCAGUAUGAUUCUCAUCAGUUCACAGCACAACAUACAGGAGUGUACAAAGUUUGCUUCAGUAAUGAAUUCAGCACAUUUUCGCACAAACUUGUUUAUAUGGAGCUAAAUGUGGGACCAGAGCAGCCACUUCCUGGUAUUGGUGAACAUGCCACUGUACUAACACAGCUCGAGACUUCAGCAGAUGAAAUCCAUUCGGCCCUAAAUAGGAUUAUUGAUCAUCAAACUCAUCACAGAUUAAGAGAGGCUCAAGGGCGCAAAGCGGCUGAAUAUCUAAACGAGAGAGUGUUCUGGUGGUCAAUGUGUGAAACUGUAGCUAUUGUUUGUGUUGCAUUUGCACAAGUUAUGGUCUUAAAGAACUUCUUUAGUGACAGACCAACCUUAUAUAAUAAAAUGUAAUAGUAAAUGUAAAAUAGUAUAAUUAUUAAUAUAUUCCAUGGGCUAAAUA